Limanda limanda (common dab) is the source of this 625-nucleotide messenger RNA. RefSeq names its product tubulin cofactor a (gene tbca). The coding region runs from base 82 to 408 and encodes 108 amino acids. NCBI's taxonomy places the organism in Eukaryota, Metazoa, Chordata, Actinopteri, Pleuronectiformes, Pleuronectidae. Gene Ontology annotation, biological process: tubulin complex assembly; post-chaperonin tubulin folding pathway. Gene Ontology annotation, molecular function: beta-tubulin binding. Gene Ontology annotation, cellular component: cytosol; microtubule cytoskeleton. The transcript is spliced from 4 exons. The record is from RefSeq and is a predicted model, not a curated record.
AGGACUGACUUCCGGCUGCACAUCGUCCACACAGCACCUGCGUCACUCCUCUACUGAGCAUUAAAAACAGUAUCUACAGCCAUGGCUCACCCGGGAAUAAGACAGAUAAAGAUAAAGACUGGCAUCGUUAAGCGGCUGGCCAAAGAGGAGAUUUCAUAUAUAACUGAGGCAAAACAGCAAGAGGAGAAGGUUGCGCGCCUUAAAGCUGAGGCUGGAGAUGAAUACGUUAUCAAGAAACAGAUUGAGGUGUUGCAGGAGGCAAGAAUGAUGGUCCCGGACUGCCACCGCCGACUGUCCAUAGCACACGAAGAUCUGACGAAUUUGCUUGAAGCAGAAGUGGAUUUGGCCGAAUCAGAGGAAUUCAAAGAUGCUCGGAAGAUGUUGGACUCAGUGAAGCUUGAAGGAUGAUUCCUUAUGUGUUUCUUGUUCUCACUGUGAGAUUCACCUCUUUCUUUAAUGUGCAUUCCCUUCAUCAGGCCAUGGAGACAAACUGAAUCCGAUCAAAGCCUCUGCUCUUGAUGUUAUUAUUUCUGCUGUUGACUUUUCCCCAUGCCAACACAUUUGUUCAUGCUUUUGUUCUGUCUGUAUAAUCCCACAUUUACCAUAAAAUGUUCAGUUUAUUACA